This is a messenger RNA of Malaclemys terrapin pileata, 401 nucleotides long. RefSeq names its product defensin beta 4A-like. The coding region runs from base 99 to 398 and encodes 99 amino acids. The record is from RefSeq and is a predicted model, not a curated record. Gene Ontology annotation, biological process: defense response to bacterium; cell chemotaxis. Gene Ontology annotation, molecular function: chemoattractant activity; CCR6 chemokine receptor binding. Gene Ontology annotation, cellular component: extracellular region. The transcript is spliced from 4 exons. Lineage: Eukaryota; Metazoa; Chordata; Testudines; Emydidae.
AGCUCAGCAGCACUUGAGAGAAGAGGCACUAAGACAGAGAGGCAGCAGAGAGACCCUGUGUUAUAGAGUGGCAUCGAGUUCCCAACAAAACUUCAGUCAUGAAAAUUCUUUACCUGCUCUUUGCUGUCUUCUUCCUGGUGCUGCAAAGCUUUCCAGGAUUCACCCGGUCUGAUCCCAAAAACAUCAAAGAAUGUUUAAAGGCUGGGGGCAUCUGCUUCCCUUUUGGAUGUCCUUUUAGCAAACGGAUUGGACGCUGCAGCCCUGGAAUCCGUUGCUGUAAAAAAAAGGAUUCACCCAGGGCAUCAAUAACCCCCGUGAUUGUCGUCGUGCUGGGGGCUUCUGCCGCCGUAGAUGUCCCCCCAAUUUCAGACGAAUCGGAAGUUGUGGUUUUGGGCUGAGUU